UCAAUCGGGGCAGGUCCAGAUGAGUCCUGUGUCCUCAUACAUCAGCUGUCGGGACUUUUACUUCACCGGCUUUCCUUGAAAACUCACACAGGUACCCGUGAACAUUCAUACUUCACCCGCACCUGGCGUCUUAUCUGAAGCUCAGCCUACAGGGCGUGGAAAAGCCGGGAAUUGUUUUCGACGCUGGAUUCCCAACAUCGCCCAUACUUCUUCGGAUUUCCCUAACAAAGUGUCCUGCUUCCCCGGCUUUUCUCAAGGAAUACUCUAUUUUACUUCUAGCUCCGGUGAUCCACUUGGAAGACGAAUAAUGUAAAGCUUUGAUCGCGAUCGCUCUCUGGCAGUUUCCGAACAGAAAUCCUGAUCUGCCAUCGCGAGUUGUUUCUCAGAAAGUGUUUCUGCAGCAGCACUCAAGAGGAUCAGAGGAAAUAAAAGAGGCGGAGGAGGGCAGAGAGAGGGGGAAAGUCAAAGUAAAGAUGGCGUGGAGGGCCCUGGCAGCGUUGUCCCUGCUGCUGUGUUUUGGCUCAUCUUGCUGUGAUGAUACUCAAGAUUAUUUCUUGUCUGAUACCGUCAUCAACAAUGUCGUUCAGGACCCUCAAACCGGCCGAAUUUAUGUGGGUGCCAUUAAUAACAUCUAUCAGCUAAACUAUGACUUGCUGAAGGAAAGCAGUGCUGCAACAGGCCCUAAGACGGACAACCCACACUGCACUCCACCAAUCACUGCACAGUGCACUGAUGCAAAGGAUAUGGACAACAUCAACAAACUCCUGCUGGUAAACUCCGCCAACGGCACCUUGAUUGUUUGCGGAAGCCUUUUCAGGGGCAUCUGCUCUUUGGUAAACCUCAACAGCGUGGACGAACAGGUGUACUACAGUGACACUAAAGGUGAGAAGACGUACGUAGCCAGCACGGAGGAGUCUGUUGCCGUUGUGGGAGUAAUUUCUUAUUUUAUAGAAGCUCAUAAUAAUGCAAACCUCAGCAUAUUUCUAGUGGGGAAGGGCUAUGGUAGCUCGGACAGUUCGAAACUCAUCAGCACCCGAUUGCUGCAGGAGCAUGGAGAAAUGGAUGUCUUUGAGAACAUGGUUGAAGCUUCCACUGUGCAAGCUAGUCCUUUCGUCCAGCGUUACCUCCACGACUUUCGCCAUGCUUUCAAAGACAAUGGCUACAUCUACUUCUUGUUUUCGCGCACUCCGGGCACUAGUGACAGCAGGAAGAUCACAUUUAUAGCACGCCUGUGCGAGAAUGACCAUCAUUAUUAUUCUUACACCGAACUUCAGCUCAACUGCUCUGUCAGCACUGAACAACAGGAGAACACGUACAACAAGGUCCAAGCGGUGUAUCUGGCCAAACCAGGAGAAGUUUUGGCUAGGAAAAUCAUCCCUUCGAAUCCCAAUGAUAAGGUUCUGUUUGCGGUGUUCAGCGUGGAUGAGGACGGUGGCCAUUCUGCCUUGUGCAUGUACCCGCUCAGCAGCAUUAACACCAGGCUUGAGGAGGUGAUUGAGUCCUGCUACGUAGGAGAAGUUCUGGAGGACGAGAAACCAAAAACUGUUGACCUGCCUCAUAUCGUGCCUCUGGCGUCCAGUCCUUAA
Messenger RNA from Sinocyclocheilus rhinocerous, 1586 nucleotides. RefSeq names its product plexin-B2-like. The record is from RefSeq and is a predicted model, not a curated record. The transcript is spliced from 3 exons. Gene Ontology annotation, molecular function: protein binding; semaphorin receptor activity. Gene Ontology annotation, cellular component: semaphorin receptor complex; plasma membrane. NCBI's taxonomy places the organism in Eukaryota, Metazoa, Chordata, Actinopteri, Cypriniformes, Cyprinidae. The coding region runs from base 474 to 1586 and encodes 370 amino acids. Gene Ontology annotation, biological process: semaphorin-plexin signaling pathway; regulation of cell migration; regulation of cell shape.